Molecule: messenger RNA, 339 nt
Organism: Symbiodinium natans
Lineage: Eukaryota; Dinophyceae; Suessiales; Symbiodiniaceae
Source: the annotation of a GenBank genome assembly
AUGUUCUUGUGCCGAAAUUGGUUGCAAUUGGGGGUUGCCCAGGCACGACUUGCCGAUGCCCUCCAGAAGGACAGCUGCGUGCUAGUGCCGCUGGUGCCUAUGCCUACAGAACGCUGUGACUGUGUAACAGCGAUGCCUCGUUUGGGCGCAGGACAGCACAGGCAAGUCAGAGCUGUGGCGAUGACCUCAGCGACAUUUGCUGAGCAGAAAGCGGUGAAGCAAAAACCUACGCAAACUCAAAAACUUCUUCGCAGAAGGACAGAGAGAGAGACAGAGAGUCUGCGCAAGAGCGUGCUUCGGCACGGUCGCGGAGAGAGAGAGGUGGCCCCAUACUCAUAG